Molecule: messenger RNA, 2578 nt
Organism: Rana temporaria (common frog)
Lineage: Eukaryota; Metazoa; Chordata; Amphibia; Anura; Ranidae
Gene: STK39
Product: serine/threonine kinase 39
Exons: 18
Coding region: 80-1600 (506 amino acids)
Biological process (GO): protein phosphorylation
Molecular function (GO): protein serine/threonine kinase activity; ATP binding
Source: RefSeq, a predicted model, not a curated record
CCUGUCACUGAGCCUGCUGUAAGUGGCAGUCCGCAGCAGAGAGGUGCCCGGCAGCCGCAGCAUCGCCCUCCUCAGCACCAUGACAGAGCAGACGGAGUCUCCGGUGCACAGCCAGCAGCAGAUCGGGUGGCCAAUCUGCAGGGAGAGCUACGAACUCCAGGAGGUGAUCGGAAGCGGCGCCACAGCAGUGGUCCAGGCAGCGCUAUGCAAACCCAGACAAGAGAGAGUGGCCAUAAAGAGAAUAAACUUAGAGAAAUGCCAAACCAGCAUGGAUGAGUUGCUAAAAGAGAUACAAGCCAUGAGUCAGUGCAGCCACCCCAAUGUUGUAACAUAUUAUACCUCAUUUGUGGUGAAGGAGGAGCUGUGGCUGGUUAUGAAGUUACUAAGUGGAGGUUCAAUGCUGGAUAUAAUAAAGCACGUUGUUGGCAGAGGAGAACACAAGAGUGGAGUGUUAGAAGAACCAAUUAUCGCAACAAUACUUAAAGAAGUUUUGGAAGGCUUAGAUUAUCUUCAUAGAAAUGGUCAAAUUCACAGGGAUUUAAAGGCCGGUAAUAUCCUUUUGGGAGAAGAUGGAUCAAUACAGAUAGCAGAUUUUGGUGUCAGUUCAUUUUUAGCAACAGGUGGUGAUGUCACCAGAAAUAAAGUAAGAAAAACCUUUGUUGGCACCCCCUGCUGGAUGGCCCCAGAAGUAAUGGAACAGGUUCGAGGAUAUGACUUUAAAGCCGAUAUAUGGAGCUUCGGAAUAACGACAAUUGAACUAGCCACGGGUGCAGCUCCCUAUCACAAGUAUCCUCCAAUGAAGGUGUUAAUGCUCACCUUGCAAAACGAUCCCCCAACUUUAGAAACUGGAGUAGAAGAUAAAGAAAUGACAAGAAGAUACGGGAAAUCCUUUAGGAAGCUUAUUUCAUUGUGUCUCCAGAAAGACCCAUCAAAGAGGCCAACAGCAGCUGAACUUCUGAAAUGUAAAUUCUUCCAAAAAGCUAAGAAUAGGGAAUAUCUAAUAGAAAGACUCCUUACCAGAACACCAACAAUUUCUCAGAGAGGGAAGAAGGUUAGAAGAGUUCCCGGCUCAAGUGGACACCUCCAUAAAACAGAAGAUGGUGACUGGGAGUGGAGUGAUGAUGAAUUAGAUGAAAAAAGUCCUGAAUACAAAGAUGCUUUAUCCAAAGAAAAGUCAAGACGCAUCAAUGAUGACAGUGAAGAUGCAGAAACUUCCACAGAUAGCAAUAUGCAAACACGAUUGCAGAAUAUGACUGUACUGGAUACUCAGGCACAAACCAAUGAAAGCCAUCAUGAUAAUAGAAAUCCGUCUGUGAUUAACCUUGUUCUGCGGUUAAGAAAUUCCAGAAAGGAACUCAAUGAUAUACGAUUUGAGUUUACUCCAGGCAGGGAUACAGCAGAUGGUGUUUCGCAGGAGCUCUUCUCGGCGGGCCUCGUGGACGGUCAUGAUGUAGUUAUAGUUGCUGCCAAUUUGCAGAAGAUGGUAGACGACCCAUUAUCAUUUAAAGCAAUGACAUUUAAAUUAGUAUCUGGAUGUGAUGGGACAGAAAUUCCUGAUGAAGUCAAGUUGAUUGGGUUCGCACAGUUGAGCAUCAGUUGAUUUGCACUUUAGCUGUGGGUAGUCAUGUUGAUUUUUGGUAGAACAAAAAAGGGACAAAAACAAAAGCACCACAAGAUUUCCUUAAAAUCUAGCAAAUUCACAAAGAUGUACAAAAAAAAUCACACAUAUAAAUCACUGCUGCUAGCCCCCCAAAAAUAAAAAUGUCACGUAGCAAGCCUAUUUGCAGACUCCCAGUACAAAGACCAAGCGAAAUGCACUUAAAGAUAUCUAUAUUUAUUGGUUACUUUCUGGUAAUUUUCUAGAAUAUGUACUUCUCCUUUCACUGUACAUUUUCCUAUAUUUUAUCUGUAAUGAUGAUUAAUAAGACUGCCUAUUUUCUGUAUUAUUUUGAAAGUUAAUAUUCUGGAAAACUAUAUAAAAAAAUAUUAGCCAAACUUGAAUUCUAGAUUUUAAAAAGACUGUGAAGUUUAUUUUCAUAUGUUUGUGAAUUGCACAGUUGAUAUUUUUGGUUAAAGCAGGUCUGGGUAGUCUAUUGCUCUCAAACAAGUGAUGACCUAAAUCUUCCAGCAUGUCCUGUUGGGAAGUUCAUCAAAUACUAGAUGCUUCUAUGUCAUAGGUUGCUCGUAGAUUGCAGCCCUGUUCCAACCACCUGACAGUUUUAUUAUAAUGUAAAGAAGGGCAAAAAAGCAUCAACUCACUAAACAGAAUGUAGCUAUAUUGUUCAGCGAAGUUUGUAAGUUUUCUUAUAUAGUCAUGGAACCAUAGAAAGAGCUUUAUUUAUAGAACUCUUUACAAACACAUAGCACUUGUCGGCACACACAGCGAUGGAAAAAUAAUUGCUAAAAAUGUAACACAUGCCAGUGCCUAUAUACUGCUUCAUUGUGGCAGCAAAGAGCGAGGCUGAAUAUAUCUGAAAUGUAAGGCAAUAUUUCAUGAAUAGGUCAAUCUCACAAUGCUACAAAGUUCAAUCCCUUUCACUAAGGAUGGAGAAAAAUGUGCUGCUUUGACAUAGCAUAU